UUAAGAGUGAAACUGAAUGCACUUACGUCAUUUGCAAUUGAUCUUGAAAACUACGCAGCAAAUAGACUGCAAGUUCCAGUCUAUACAGACAGUACACAGACAGAUACAGGCAGUAAAAUGGGGAAAAUCUUUCAAGUGUUUGUCGUGGGAUUGAAAGGGGAAAGGAUGACUGUUGAUGUUUCGCACACUGAGACAGAGUUUCACGCAAUGCUCGUUCGCAAGUUUAAGGAACUCUUGAUGAAGAAAAUGCCUAGAGAUGCAGCCAGGGCACAAGAUCUGCGCAUUCUUUUUGCUGACAAACAAUUGGAGGAUAACAAAACAUUCGCUGACUACAGCAUCAAGGAUCAAUCAACAGUCCUUUUGGUGUUACGUCUGCCCGGAGGAGUGGUAUAGAGAGAAGGUUUUGGAGGGCUUAUCAUACCGCUAAAAACGACAUAUUCCAAUGACCUGAUGAAUCUGUCUAAUCGAACUCUGAAAACCCGAAAUCGCUAUGUUAUUCGAGGAAGGCUGACGUAACCGAAAUGUUAACAUCACUGCGUGUUAAUUACUUUAGAAAUAUCUUUCAUAGCAUUAAUACGUAUGUGCUAUGAUAAAUCGCAACUUGUAUUUUAACAUUUAGCCUGUAGAAGAACUUGUUUAUUUGUUCAUUCCUGAUAAGUGAUCUGUUGUAUUCCUAAUAAAUUGCUCACAUUGGUAAUUUAUACAAUUACGAUAAGAUUUGUUUUAGUUUUACAGUGUUGGGUAGUGAAACCAUGUACAGGUCCACCUGUUUUGGUACAGCUCAGUGGCUUGCCAGGCCAUUAUGGAGGGUCAGUUAAGAAACAACCUAAUUUAUCUGGUUCUGGAGUGAUAUGUAAGGACAGGCACUUUUCCUUUCUAAGUGUUGACUGAAAGAGAUGGCUUUUUUUUAAAACAACAGUUGACAGUUUUAUGGUGACCAUUGCUAAAACUGGCUUUUAAUUCCAGAUUCAUAAUGAAUGUUCCAAAUUUAAGGUCAUUUGCCCAAAGUAGGGGCUCACCGUAUAUGAUUAACAUACAAGCAUACAAGAAGAUUGGCUGGCAGCAGAAAGCAAAGAGUAUGCAUAAACAAGAGAUCAGCAAGAUGUGAUGAGUGGGGACCUACAAUUAUCUAUGCUGAGCCCUUUUCACAACUUCUAUCAAUGAUAUAGAUAGGGAUUGAAGGAAUAGUGGCAGAUGACAUACAGCAAAUUAGGAAAGUAUAUUGUGAAAAUGACAACAAGGCUGCAGAGGCUAUACAUAACUUAAGCAAAUGAGCAAAAAAUUGGCAAAUACAGUAAAAUGUAAAAAUAAUGGAAAAGUAUGAAGUUGUUCAUUUUGGAAAGAUGAAUAUAAAUGCUUAUAUAAUUAUAUAUUAUAUAAAUGGAGAACUGCUGCAGAAUUCCAAGUUACAGAGGGAUCUAGAUGUUCUUGACAUGUCACAAAAAGUUUGUAUGCAAUAAGAGCAAGUGAUUAAGCAAGUUAAUAGAAUGAUAUUCUUCAUUAUGAAAAAAAUUGAACAUAAGGCUAAAGAUGUUAUGUUUCAGUCAUACAGGGCAUUAAUAAAGCAUCAUCUCAAACACUGUGAAGUUUCGCUCUCCUUACUUGAAGAAGGAUGCAAAUGCAUUUGGAGGCAGGUCAGAAAAGGUUUACUGACUUGAGACGUGGAAAGAGCAGGUUAUCUUAUAGGAAAGAUUUGACAGAUUGGGCUUGUUUUCACUAGAAAUUAAAACAGUGAGGGAUGAUUUGAUUGAAGUCUUUAAGAUUCUGAAUGAUCUUGACAAGGUGGCCAGGAAAGGAUGCUGUAGGUGAGUGCAGAACUAGGGGACACUGUUUAAAAUUAGGGCUUGAUCUUUGAGGACAGGGAUGAGGAGAAUUUUUUUCUCUCAGAAGAUUCUCAGAUUCUUGAACGCAUUAUCUCAGAAGGUGGUGGAAGUGGGUCAUUGAAUAUUGUUAAGACAGAUAUGGAUAGAUCCAUGUUAGGCAAGGAAUCAGUGGUUAUUGGAGUGAAUGGAAAUGUGGAAUUUGGAUCACGAAUGGAUCAACUACAAUCUGUUGAAUGGUAGAGCAGCUUGAACGACUGAUGUCUACUUCUGUUCCUGUUUGGUAUCUUUGUACAUAUGUUCGUACUUUAACUUUGAUUUAUACUUGUGUCCCACGCAUUUGUUUGAGCAUUAAGAAUACUAGUCCAGUGGCAUUUGCACUACACUUCAACUGAUGAAAAUGAUGAUAACAGUCUAUAGCAUCUUGAGAUUCUAAAAUCUAACUGCAAAGUGCACAGACUUAGACUCAAGAAAGGAAUGGUUCAUAUUGCAUGAAACCUAAAUCCUAAACACUGACUUUGUCAUGGAACAAGUUCAGUGAUUAGAAAGUUGUUUUCUUUGAUAUAUGCCAGAAUUAUAACUAGCAAGUUUUAAGGAAAAAAAAAAUCUGGAUCUUCCAAGGAGCAGCAAUCAUCCUUAAAUUUCAGCUCCACUCAAACUUAUACCCUGAUUCAAUGCUGCUUCGAGUUUCUUGCCAGGUCUUGUGUGACCAGCUUUCCUAGAAAUGCAGAAAGCAGCAACUUCUCAGAGAGUUCAGUCACAGUGGAGUGGAGUUUGCUCCUCUUUUAAUGCUUUGGUUCAAUGCUGUACCGGAAUGGGUGCGAGGAUAAAUACAUGAAUAGGUAGGGUGGUAGGAUAGAUAAGUGAAUAUGGUAAGUGGUUAACUGGGUGAAUUAAGUAGGUAGGUGGAUUGGUAAUAGCUGGGUAGGCAGAUGUCUAAGGUGUUAGGCAGGUGGAGUGCCUAGGUCAAGGGUCAUUCAGACACAGGGAGAAGGUGCAAACUCCACACAGACAGUUGCCCGAGAGUGGAAUUGAACCCAGGCCCCUGGUGCUGUGAGGCAACAGUGCUAACCACUGAGCCACCGUGAAGAAGCACAAGCAAUGGAGACACUCAGUGGUUCAGACUACAUCUGCUGAGAAAAUAGUCAAAUAUAAUGCACUGCAUGUUGUAUUUUGGAAUAGAUUCCAGAUAUGACAGCCCUGUAUCAUUAAGACAGUUAUAUGACAUCAUAACAUAUGUCCUUCUGGAGUAAAAAUGCAGGCCUCGCUUUCACACAUUCUUUCGAGAUAAUGGAGUUAUUGUAGUCAAUUGGUUAUGUGUGUGUACUGUAGUAACACCAGUAAACACAGAACUCAGAUUUAUUUGCACAUCUGUGAUAUUAUAACCUGUCAAAAGAUAAUGUAAAUAAACUUCAAGAUAUCUCGCUCAACAGAA
This is a messenger RNA of Rhincodon typus (whale shark), 3255 nucleotides long. RefSeq lists its product as uncharacterized. Lineage: Eukaryota; Metazoa; Chordata; Chondrichthyes; Orectolobiformes; Rhincodontidae. The record is from RefSeq and is a predicted model, not a curated record. Bases 118 to 393 code for a protein of 91 amino acids. Gene Ontology annotation, molecular function: protein binding. The transcript is spliced from 2 exons.